Molecule: messenger RNA, 4960 nt
Organism: Zootoca vivipara (common lizard)
Lineage: Eukaryota; Metazoa; Chordata; Lepidosauria; Squamata; Lacertidae
Source: RefSeq, a predicted model, not a curated record
AAGAGGUUUUGUUAUGUACUGAGCUGAAUCCUAGAACAAUAGGAUUCAGAAUCAGCGGGAGCUACCCAAUCCAACUCCAGGUGGAAGUGAAUCCGCAACCUGAUUGGCCUGCUGGAGCAGCCAAUCAGGCGGCUGGCAGAAGUGAAUCUGCUACCUGAUUGGCCUGUAGGAGCAGCCAAUCAGGCUGCAGGCAGAAGUCAAUCCACAAUAUAAUUGGCCCACAGGUGUAGCCCUGAAGUAGCCAAUCACGCAAGGCCCAUUGUGUAAAUAAUGUAUAUAAGCAGAUGGUUUUGGGAAAAGAGCCUUUCGUCUUCUCUUCUUCUCCUUGAUGAAUAUGAGCUGAAUAAAGAGCAUGAAAUUCACUCUCGACUCCGAGUAUAUUUCACUGGCGACGAAGGUGGGAUCCUGCUGAGCUGACCGCCACCACGCACUGCACCGCAGCACCGCCACCUGCUGCACCGCUGCAUCGCACCGUGCAUCCAGGCUUCAGCUCCAGGACCCAAGGAACCCAGAAUGGCAACCGACAGCAGCUUCUUGCCAUUCAAACCAGCAUCAGGAGACUGGGAAGGGUACGCCGCCCGUUUCAACUUCCUCCUGCAAGCGAAAGAAGUCACCAACGAUGCCAUGAAGAGGGCGACAUUCUUCAGCGUCUGUGGAGAGGAGACGUUUGAAAUCGCCCGGGCUCUCCUUGCACCUAGAGAUGUCGCUACCGUCUCUUACAAAACAAUAAUGGAACAGCUGAAGGAGCACUUUUCACCACAGCCCUCGGUGGUAGCUUGCCGAAAUGCCUUCUACGCAAAGCGGCAAGCCCCAGGGGAAACCAUAACUGGGUUUGUGACCUCCCUCCGCCAAGCCGCCCGGUUAUGCAACUUCUCAGAGUUGGAGAACAUGCUUCGUGACCGCCUCGUCGGUGGCCUGAGGGACGAGAUGUUGCAACGACGCCUCUACGCCAAAAAAGACCUCACGUUCCAGAUUGCUCUGGAGGAAGCCCUGGCAACCGAAGCCGCCGAGAGGUCAACGCAAGAGGCACGACCGGCCCCGCCAUCCCAACCGAGGGUCUACCACGAAGACCUCACCGACGAAUCCGAAUCUGACAGGGAGGAAGUACACCGAGUACAGCGGCGCACUCAAGCAGCACACACACCACAGCAGCCUCGACGAGAAGGAGGGAACUGUGCAAGCUGCGGGGAGAACCACGAGAGGAGGACCUGUCGUUUCCGCAACGCAGAGUGCAGGCAGUGCAGAAAAUUGGGACACAUCGCCCGGGUGUGUCGGGCUCGACUCACCCGUCGACAAGCAUCAGAUGACCGACCCAGGAGCCCCAGGUCACACGGCACCAUGCACCAAGGCAACUCGACGGAGAUCACGGACUACCAGGUAUUCCAGUUGCCCCAUCCCAGCACAGAGAAAAUUUAUAUAGAGGUACAGAUAGAGGGAGCCCCAUGCCGCAUGGAGCUGGACACGGGUUCAACUCUAUCCAUAAUCUCGGCCCGAACAUUAAGGGAACUGUGCCCUAAUGGGGGUCCCAAACUAAGGCCGGCCCCAUUCACCCUCCGGGACUUCCAGAAACGUAAGGUCCCUACAAUGGGGGUGGGGACCUUCAGGGUGCAAUAUCGAGGGCGAAAGCAACAAUUGGACUUGCUGGUAGUUAAGGGCCCCUACGUUAGCUUACUGGGACUGGCAUGGUUUGGACCUCUGGGGCUAGCCGUUACCGGGGUGAACCGCACUAGCUUACAAGUGGACGUGGACGCCAUAUGCAAAGAGUUUCCAGGGGUUUUCGAUGGGGCAUUGGGACGAUAUACAGGACCCCCCAUUGCCCUACAGCUAGACCCCGCUGUACGACCCAUCAGGCACAAGGCCCGCCGGGUCCCGUUCGCCCUGAAACCCCGCAUAGACGAGGAAUUGGACCGGCUCGUGGAGCAAGGAGUGCUGGAGCCGGUGCCCAACGCCCCCUGGGAAACUCCAAUUGUCACACCCGUCAAGCCUAACGGUUCGGUCCGCAUCUGUGCAGACUACAAAUGCACCAUAAACAAGGCUCUCACGGCCCAUGCAUACCCAGUGCCAGUGGUCAGCCAUGUCCUCGCCACCCUGGCUGGGUCAAAAAUCUUUGGCAAACUGGACUUGGCCCAAGCGUAUCAACAGUUGCCUGUGGACGAAGCCACAGCAGAGGCUCAGACGAUUGUGACGCACAGAGGGGCAUUCAGAGUAAAGCGGCUGCAAUUUGGCGUUAGCGUGGCACCAGGCAUAUUCCAGAAUCUAAUGGACUCUCUCCUUAAAGGGAUUCCUGGCGUCACCCCCUUCUUCGAUGAUGUACUGAUCGCCGGGCCCACACCAGAGGAAUUUGAGGACCGCCUCCGCUCCGUCCUGCACCGUUUCCAGACGGCGGGCCUCAAGGUGAAGCGGGAAAAGUGUUUACUGGGAGUGCCGCAGGUGGACUUUCUGGGAUUUAAGGUGGACGCAGAAGGGGUCCAUCCAACCGGUGACAAGGUACGGGCCAUUUGUGAGGCCCCAGCGCCCAAGAGCAAGCCCGAACUUCAGUCAUUCUUGGGACUAUUGAACUUUUACCAUGCCUUCCUUCCCCAUAAGGCAGCGGUAGCGGAGCCCCUACACAGACUCCUAGAUAAAAGGGCCCCUUGGGUGUGGGGCCAGCGACAAAGGGCCGCAUUCCAGGCAGUCAAGGACUUGCUCGUCUCGAACUCGGUCUUGGCACACUUCGACGAGAGGCUGCCAGUGGUGCUGGCAUGCGACGCCUCUCCCUAUGGCAUCGGCGCUGUCCUGGGACACCAACUCCCGGAUGGAAGAGAGGUGCCGGUGGCAUACUUCUCCCAGACGCUUGCUGCAGCCGAACGAAACUACUCACAGAUUGACAAGGAGGGUCUGGCAAUCGUGAAGGGCGUAAAAAAAUUCCAUGAUUUCUUGUACGGGCGGCCCUUUACCAUAGUGACUGACCACAAGCCGUUGCUUGGCCUGUUUGCCCCCGAGAAGCAGACCCCCCAAGUGUUGUCUCCACGUGUCCUCAGGUGGUCAAUUUUCCUUGCCGGCUACCAGUAUGCACUAAUCCACCGCCCUGGGAAGGCGAUGGGCCACGCAGACGCACUCAGCAGGCUACCACUACCAGAAACAGGCCCCGACCCAGCGCCUGCGCAAGAGGUUAUGACCCUGGAGCUGCUUCCCGACCGACCCAUUCAGGCACAAGAAGUUGCGCACCAUUCCACAAAAGAUAGGGUCAUCUCCCGGGUCCUGGACUGGGUGUGGCGAGGAUGGCCCAGCAGCAGCCCCGGGCCAGAAUUCGCUGGCUACACAAACCGCAAACAUGAACUGUCGGCCCACAAGGGGUGCCUGUUAUGGGGAAGCAGGGUUGUUGUUCCCCAGCCCCUCCGCAAAAGGGUCCUCACAGCCCUACACGAGACACACCCAGGGGUAGUGAGGAUGAAGGCCCUUGCCAGGAGUUAUGUGUGGUGGCCGGGGAUUGACAGAGAGAUAGAGGCCUGGGUCCAACACUGCCAGACCUGCCAAGAAUCCCGCCCGGAUCCCCCAAGGGCCCCAGUCCAGCCCUGGGAGUCCGCCCGACAUCCAUGGUCACGCUUGCAUGUGGACUUCGCUGGCCCCUUCCAGGGAAAAACAUUCUUCAUAGUGGUGGAUUCCUACACCAAAUGGCUGGAGGUCGCACUGGUACCGUCCACUUCUACGGCGGCAGCCAUCCGGGUACUACGUAAGCUGUUUGCAACCCACGGGCUCCCUGACACCCUCGUCUCGGACAAUGGAACCGCAUUCACGUCAGAGGAGUUCCAGACCUUCACAGCGCAGAACGCCAUCCGCCACAUCCGCUCAGCACCAUUCCACCCUGCCACCAAUGGCCAAGCGGAGCGCAUGGUGCGGACCACCAAGGACAGCCUCCGCCGCAUAACACAAGGGGACUGGGAAUACCGCCUUGCCGCAUUUCUUCUAGCACAGCACAGCACCCCAAGCACAACGACGGGCCGGAGCCCAGCUGAACUACUCAUGGGCCGGCGCCUUGCAACUAGACUGGACCGACUUCACCCCGACAGAGCUCAGGAUGAGGUAGUGGUGGGGAAAGGCAGGAACCCCCGGACAUUUGUGGCCCAGGACCCAGUGUAUGCAAAGAAUUUUGGGGCAGGCCCAGCAUGGGUACCCGCCACAGUCACCAAGGUGACCGGUCCCGUGUCGUACGAGGUACUAACGGAAGGGGGGCAAUGUUGGCGCCGCCACUGCGACCAGCUACGGCGACGAUUCCCAGGAGGAACCCGGGAGGAGAGCGGGACAGAGGGGUCCCAAGGGGACAGCAGGGCAGUGAGGCCUGUAGAGCGAGAGGGGUGGGCAGGGGAAGCAGAAGCAGUAGGCACAGAGGGGCGCCCCGAGGCUGGAAGGACACCGGAACCAGAGUCACAACCUAGUGGUUCAGUGGCGCCAGACCAGACAGCCCCGGCACAGCCAGCAGCCUCGGAACACGAGCCAGAACCAGAACCCCUGACCAAGGAACACCCCAGGCCACAACGCACACGGAGGCGGCCAGCAGACCUUGGGGACUACGAAUGCAACUUCCCGGGCAGGACUGGAACUUAGAGGGGAGGGGUGUUAUGUACUGAGCUGAAUCCUAGAACAAUAGGAUUCAGAAUCAGCGGGAGCUACCCAAUCCAACUCCAGGUGGAAGUGAAUCCGCAACCUGAUUGGCCUGCUGGAGCAGCCAAUCAGGCGGCUGGCAGAAGUGAAUCUGCUACCUGAUUGGCCUGUAGGAGCAGCCAAUCAGGCUGCAGGCAGAAGUCAAUCCACAAUAUAAUUGGCCCACAGGUGUAGCCCUGAAGUAGCCAAUCACGCAAGGCCCAUUGUGUAAAUAAUGUAUAUAAGCAGAUGGUUUUGGGAAAAGAGCCUUUCGUCUUCUCUUCUUCUCCUUGAUGAAUAUGAGCUGAAUAAAGAGCAUGAAAUUCACUCUCGACUCCGA